Maylandia zebra (zebra mbuna) is the source of this 1835-nucleotide messenger RNA. Its product is annotated as protein phosphatase 1 regulatory subunit 1A. Gene Ontology annotation, biological process: intracellular signal transduction. Lineage: Eukaryota; Metazoa; Chordata; Actinopteri; Cichliformes; Cichlidae. The record is from RefSeq and is a predicted model, not a curated record. Gene Ontology annotation, molecular function: protein phosphatase inhibitor activity. Gene Ontology annotation, cellular component: cytoplasm.
UAGAAUAGAGACACUAGCAGGUGUUGAAGAUAGGGAAAAUCAUUAGAGACCGGGUGGCACAAAACAACAAGGCAAUUAGGGGAAAGUGUGUUUAAAGGCAAAAGUAAAGAACAGAAAAGAGUCAGACAGAAACUCAAACAAUCUGAUUCUUUUUUAAUAAGCUGGAGCUCACUUAUUUUUCAGCUCUUUAUCCUCCUUGUUUCGUACGGAUUCUCCUUUCUCGAUCAUCCCCUUCUUCCUCCCGUUUGCCUCUCUGACAGACAGUGCCACCAUGGAAACUGGAAGCCCUAGGAAGAUACAGUUCACCGUCCCUCUACUGGACACCCACUUGGACCCAGAGGCAGCUGAACAGAUCAGAAGACGAAGACCCACGCCCGCCACUUUAGUGGCAUCCAGUGAUCAAUCAUCACCAGAAAUUGAUGAAGAUCGUCUCCCAAAUCAGCUGUACAAGGCAGCCUUGUUGAACUCUCCUCGGCAACGGCGAAAAGGGCAAAAGGGAACGCCUACAAUGAAAGAGCUACAGUUCCUGGUAGAGCACCACCUGUACAGGCAGCAGCAGGGAGCUGGAGACGAAUGCUCCUCAGAGAGCUGCCUGUCAGACCGGCCCAGCCCCGACUCUGUGCCCACGGGAGAGGAGCUCCCCCACGACGAUGAGGCCACUGCAGAGGCCUUUGAGAAACUGCGUUGCCAAAUGGAGGAGUUCUCGAGGGAGAGUCUAUUAGAGGCUGCCGGUGGGCUCGAGUGUCCCCUCACCAAGGAGAAAGAGGAUUGCUUCAGUGUUGCCAGUGUAGCAGAUCCCUUAUCGCAACAAAACAAUGCACAAGCAGAAACAAAAGCAGGAGUGAGUCAGCCGGCAGAGGAGAAGACAAAGAAAUGCAGCCUGAAGACAGAGAAAUAGAGCAGUCCUCUGUGCAACACAAUGCUGCUCAGUCUGCUCAGUCAGCCCUACACAAUGACAGAAGAUUGUGUCUGCAGAUUCACUUUUUCAAAACAUCAGGGCUUCAAUAUUCCUCUACGGCCAGGCCUUAGUUACCACCUUGAGAAAAAAAACAAAAGUUUCUACAUUUAUUUUGUGUCACAAAUCUUGUGUAGAGAGACAGUUGUUAUAAUUAUGUUUGUUUUUGUUAAAGCUCCCCCCGCACUAAAUUAAAACUAGCCUAUUGUAUCCCCCAACUGGGAUUUAUUAUCUGGUUAAUGGGACAAGCUUUCAUGUCUUACUCACACAUAUAUUAUCAUAAUCUGUCACAGGUUUAAUAUCCCGUUGAUUUAUCAAAGACAACAAAUAUUUUAUUUGCAAUCAAUGUAGACAUUUUCAAUCAAUUUAUACGUGCCAUGAAUUCAACAUUUAUUGUUCCAUCUCGUAGCAAUAAAAUAGCAUCAGAACCUUGUAAGUAACCAGAGGCAAAACCUUCAAUUUAAAUUCAAAUGCCGCCUCGUAUGAGCAACCAGAAAAGACAGAAAUAAAUGUGGGUUUAUUGAUAUUUUAUAGUAAACCUAUAUUUGGAUUUUUGAACAACUCGGUUGAUAUUUACAAAUAUUUUUAAGGCCAACUGCAAUUUUAUUUAUAUUAUUAAUAAUUAGUCGAUUAAACACAUGGAAGAAACUAGAAAGCCAUUUUUGAUCAUAAUUAUGAUUUCCUUUGGCUCCAGUGGGUCUCAAACUGUCGAGCCUGCCUGGUGGGGCAGACAAGCACGGUGUGUGGGUGGCUGUGAUUACCAAAGUUACAAAAUAAGGUGAAACUAAACUGACUGAAAAAUGUAAAAAGAGGCUAAUGACCGUUGAUCUGUAUUUUGUUGAGCUGUCAUCCUUGCUUGACUUCUGAAGGCGGGCGUUCC